This is a messenger RNA of Arabidopsis thaliana (thale cress), 711 nucleotides long. Its product is annotated as emp24/gp25L/p24 family/GOLD family protein. The transcript has 4 exons. Bases 57 to 710 code for a protein of 217 amino acids. The record is from RefSeq and is marked reviewed. Gene Ontology annotation, cellular component: endoplasmic reticulum membrane. NCBI's taxonomy places the organism in Eukaryota, Viridiplantae, Streptophyta, Magnoliopsida, Brassicales, Brassicaceae.
CUCUUCUCUCUUUUUUUGGUUUUCAAUAACCUUAAACUUACCUCUCUCUCUCGAAAAUGGCGAUCUCACCGGUACUAUUCAUUGGUUUGAUUUACCUCGCCGGCGGUGGCUCUCUUUUUCCGGGGGUGGAGGCAAUAUGGUUAACGGUUCCAGAAUCAGGAGAGAGAUGCGUCUACGAAGAGAUCCAAGCCAACGUGGUCGUUGUCCUUGAUUACAUUUGCAUCGACGAUGCUUUCACUCAACUUGGUCCAACAUUAGAUGUUCGGGUAACAUCUCCAUAUGGGAAGGAACUGUACAAGAUAGCAAACGUGACACACGGUCAGGCUGCGUUUACAACGAGCGAGAGUGGAACAUUCUUAGCUUGUUUAGCAAUGCAUCACGACCAGUCACAUCACUCAGUCAAUAGCUCUGUUAUCGUCAGUCUUGAUUGGAAGAUGGGUAUCAGAGCCAAAGACUGGGAUUCUGUUGCUAAAAAAGAAAAGAUCGAGGGUGUGGAGCUUGAGAUUCGAAGAUCUACAGAAUACGCAAGUGCUAUUAGGGCCAACAUACUCUAUUUGAGAAUCAGGGAAGCAUAUAUGAGGGAAAUAAACGAGAAGACAAACACGAGGGUCAAUCAGCUCGGCUUAAUGUCUUUAGGAGUAGCUAUUGUCGUUUCGAUUAGUCAAGUUUUGUAUCUCAAACGAUACUUCCUCAAAAAGAAGCUUAUUUAAC